CCAUCGACAUCUCUGCUGUACCUUGGGAGAACAGGUCCUGUGUUUUUUUUUCCUGCAGCUCAGGAGAAAAUGUAUUGUUGUUACUGUUUUUAAUUUAAAGUUUAGGCUCUGAACAAAUGGCCCUGGGAUCAGUUCAGGUUUUCAAGUUUAUUUCUUAGAAACUUACUUAAAGUCUACUGAAGAGAGUGUUCCAGCAGCUGCUGUGAACCCAGGACUGCUCUGCAACACAGGGCUGAAACUAGAGCUAUAGCACAUCCAUGGAUACUCCAACUGCAGGAUUCUGAAGAACUGCUAAAUUAGACCAACGCAGAGGUGUUGAUUAGUAAAAAGGAGUGUUCCAGACCUUUCCUUUAACCUGUUUUAAUGUGUUCUUCACACAUGGUCGCUCAGUUACAGAUCACUGUGUGCCGAGCUUUAGCUUGCAGGGUUUGGAAACAUGCAAUCAAAACCAAGUGCAGGAGCAGCUGUGCUGUAAUACCAAAGUGCUGGUCCCCUGGGCAGGAGCUACCUGCAGAGCUUAGUCUGGAGGCUCCUGCAACCAGUGUUUGAGUGGAUCAGGAUUAACCAGCUGUGAAAUGUGUUUGUGAGGAGUGCAGAGAGCAGGACCUGGGGUGUGUGGAGUUGUGAAGAGUGGAUCGGAUCAGAGGUGAUGGAUUCUGUUCUCUCAUAGGUUUUUUUGCUUCACAGCCUGUGUGUUUUUCAACAGAGUACACAAUCACCAUGUAUGACACCAAGAAGAAGGAGCUGCGGUGGAAUGCUACCUACUUUGACUAUGCAGCAACUCUGCCUGAUGAAGACAUAAAAUAUAAAAUGUCCCACUUCGUGUCCAAUGGAGAUGGGCUGGUGGUGACUGUGGACAGUGAGUCCGGGGACGUGCUGUGGAUUCAGAACUACGCUUCUCCAGUGGUGGCUUUUUACAUCUGGCAGCGUGAAGGGCUGCGGAAGAUUAUGCACACUAACGUGGGCAUAGAGACCCUAAGAUACCUGACCUUCAUGUCUGGGGAGGUUGGACACAUCACCAAGUGGAAAUACCCUUUCCCAAAGGAAACAGAGACCAAGAGCAAACUGACACCAACUCUCUAUGUAGGGAAAUACUCCACAAGUCUGUACGCAUCACCAUCAAUGGUGCAUGAAGGAGUAACUGUUGUGCCCCGUGGCAGUGCCAUUCCCUUACUGGAGGGGCCCAAAACAGAGGGAGUCACAAUUGAAGAUAAUGGCGAGUGUGUUAUCACCCCCAGCACAGAUGUGAAGUUCUCAGGCAGGCUGAAAGAGAAGAGCAAACUCAACUACUGGAACGACUGGCUCCUGAUAGGGCACCAUGAGACACCAUUAUCUGCCCCUACCAAGAUCCUGGAGAAAUUCCCAAGCAACUUACCUAAGAAGCCUGAAAAUGUGAUUCCAGCUGACUCUGAUAAGGCCACUAUUGAAAAGGUUAUUGACAUCGUUGAAGGUUCCUCAACAGAAGUGCCUCCUGCUGUUCCAAAGGACAUUGAGGAGAAACCUGCUCGGCCUGUCCCUCGGCCAGAGGCUCCUGUGGACUCCAUUUUGAAAGACAUGGCCACGAUCAUUCUCAGCACCUUCCUGCUGGUGGGCUGGCUGGCUUUUAUCAUCACUUACCCAAUGAACUGGGGUCCUUUCUCACAGAGCGUGCUUCAGCAGCAACAGAGGCAGCACCAGCUGGAAGAGAAGAUACAGCUCCUGCAGCAGCAGAAGCUGCCUUUCCAUGCUCCCAGUGACCUGCCCACGGAGGCAGACUUCCUGGACACCUCCUAUGGCCGGACAGAGAGCUCAGCUACCAGCACACCAAACAUGUCCCCCAGGGCAUCAAACCAUUCUGCCUACUCCAGCAUCUCCGCAUCUGAUGCUGGGAGCUGCCUCUCCACUGAACAAGAAGAGGGUGAUGAAGAUGCACAGAGAGUGAUGGUUGGCAAGAUUUCCUUUAACCCAAAAGACGUCCUGGGACACGGAGCUGAGGGGACAAUUGUUUACAGGGGCACAUUUGAUAACCGAGAUGUUGCAGUGAAAAGAAUUCUUCCCGAGUGCUUCAGCUUUGCAGACCGGGAAGUGCAGCUGCUGCGCGAGUCGGACGAGCACCCCAACGUGAUUCGCUACUUCUGCACGGAGAAGGACCGGCAGUUCCAGUACAUAGCCAUUGAGCUCUGCGCUGCCACUCUGCAGGAGUAUGUGGAGCAGAAGGCCUUCAGUCACCAUGGCCUACAACCCAUCACACUCCUGCAACAGACAACAUCUGGCCUGGCCUACCUGCACUCCCUUAGCAUUGUCCACAGGGACCUGAAGCCCCAUAACAUCCUCAUCUCCAUGCCCAACGCCCAUGGCAAAGUCAAAGCGAUGAUCUCAGACUUCGGCCUGUGCAAGAAGCUGGCAGUGGGCAGGCACAGCUUCAGCCGUCGCUCGGGAGUGCCAGGCACUGAAGGUUGGAUUGCCCCAGAGAUGCUGAGUGAAGACUGCAAAGAGAACCCUACGUACACUGUGGACAUCUUUUCUGCUGGCUGUGUCUUUUACUAUGUGGUGUCUCAGGGCAGCCACCCCUUUGGCAAGUCCCUGCAGCGCCAGGCCAACAUCCUGCUGGGCACCUACAGCCUGGAGUCUCUGAGCACAGGGAGGCACGAAGACAUAGUUGCUCGUGAUUUAAUAGAGCAGAUGAUAAACAUGGACCCUCAGAAACGGCCCUCUGCCAGCUGUGUGCUAAAACAUCCAUUCUUUUGGAGUUUAGAGAAACAGCUCCAGUUUUUUCAGGAUGUCAGUGACCGGAUAGAGAAAGAAUCUUUAGAUGGUCCAAUCGUCAAGCAAUUAGAAAGAGGUGGAAGAGAGGUGGUGAAGAUGGACUGGAGAGAGCACAUCACAGUUCCUCUUCAGACAGACCUUCGCAAAUUCCGAUCCUAUAAAGGGGGCUCCGUGCGGGAUCUGCUGAGGGCAAUGAGAAACAAGAAGCACCACUACAGAGAACUGCCUUCAGAGGUGCAGGAGACCCUGGGCUCCAUCCCAGAUGAUUUUGUAUGUUACUUCACAGCUCGUUUCCCUCACCUGCUCCUACACACCUACAAGGCAAUGCACAUCUGCUGCCAGGAAAGACUGUUUCAGCAUUACUAUCAUCAGGACUCUGCAGAGCUGAGCCUUGCAGGAGACACUGUUUGAGAGGAGAGGGAGGAAGCUUUCUUCUCUGGGACCAACAUUCCAAGCACUGGGCUGUUAAAAUGCCUACCU
Molecule: messenger RNA, 3225 nt
Organism: Indicator indicator
Lineage: Eukaryota; Metazoa; Chordata; Aves; Piciformes; Indicatoridae
Gene: ERN1
Product: endoplasmic reticulum to nucleus signaling 1
Exons: 16
Coding region: 721-3156 (811 amino acids)
Biological process (GO): intrinsic apoptotic signaling pathway in response to endoplasmic reticulum stress; protein phosphorylation; IRE1-mediated unfolded protein response
Cellular component (GO): IRE1-TRAF2-ASK1 complex
Molecular function (GO): ATP binding; RNA endonuclease activity; protein serine/threonine kinase activity
Source: RefSeq, a predicted model, not a curated record